AUGCUCAAUUGCCAAAAUACUUCGGAAAAUGCAAUUUGCAUAUAUACAAACGGUUCCAAACUCGAUGGAGGAGUUAGAUGCGUUGCUGUAAUAAAAUGUAACGAUGAAGUUUUACAAACAUGGAAAGGGCACUUAGAAUCAGGAAAUACGGUAUUUCAAGCUGAAGUGGCUGCAAUUAGGCAGGCCAUCGAAGUGACGGAACAAUUUGAUGGGCACACAUUCCGCAUCUUCACAGACAGCCAUUCUGCUAGUUAUGCAAUCCGUAAUCCCUACUAUUCCUCUACUCAGAUAGCUGAUAUCCAGGCUUUGCUUAGAGAGAGCGAGACUCGAAUGACUAUUCACAUCUCCUGGAUAAAGGCACAUGCUGAAUACCAGGGGAAUGAAGAAGCCGAUGAACUCGACAAAGAAGCAGAAAGAAACAUUAUUACUCAGCCUGUGCCCAUUCUACUACCUAGAUCUCAUCUCAAGAGACAGAUCUGGGAGAAGGCAUUAAAACAAUGGCAAGAGGAAUGGGAUGCAGCCAGCUCCUCAAGGUAG
Messenger RNA from Stegodyphus dumicola, 537 nucleotides. Its product is annotated as ribonuclease H-like. NCBI's taxonomy places the organism in Eukaryota, Metazoa, Arthropoda, Arachnida, Araneae, Eresidae. The record is from RefSeq and is a predicted model, not a curated record.